Molecule: messenger RNA, 775 nt
Organism: Penaeus chinensis
Lineage: Eukaryota; Metazoa; Arthropoda; Malacostraca; Decapoda; Penaeidae
Exons: 4
Coding region: 184-531 (115 amino acids)
Source: RefSeq, a predicted model, not a curated record
UCUCCCUCAGUCAUCUGCUCGACGCCCCAGGACCCGGCCACGCCACAGCCACUCCACAAGAAACGUUAUCUAAGAAGCGGCAGUUAUUCCAAACAUCUUUUUUAGCCGAGACUGGAUUGCAGCGGUUUUUCGCUCGUCGAGAGAGUCUGAGAGAAAGUUGCCAGAAGUUGCCAGUAAGCAGACAUGAUGAACAAAGCUACCGUCGUCUUCGCUGUUAUCUGUGCGCUCCUCCAUGCAGGGGCGGCGCUGCAGUGCUACUCUGGCGUCGGCGACACGAGCAACACCGUCAGCUGCCCGGGCUCCUGCAUGAAGACCGAAGCAGCCUACGAGGACGACUCGGGCGUGGCCAGGUCCUGCUCGCCCGUCCACUUCAAGGACGACUGCCACGAGCAGACCAUGCUGGUGACGGUCGAGAUAUGCUACUGCAACAGCGACUACUGCAACGCCGCGCCGCCCGCCGCCGCCGCCGCCGCCGCCUGGCCGCUGGCCCUCGCGUCCCUGGCCCUGGCACUGCGCGCGGCACUCCUCUAGGGAGGCACGGGCGCACGCAGGGGGGGGGGGGGCAGAUACGGACGUCACGAUCAGCUGUGUCUCUUUUAGGGCUUAUGACGCCUUUGUGUCACCCUUCACGUUAGCCUACUUUAAAGAAAGUUUCAUUUCAGUUUAUAUUAGUAUUAUGUGAUUAUAUAAGAAUAUAUAUAUAUAAAUAUAUAUACAUAUAUAUAUAUAUAUAUAUAUCUGUGUGUGUGUGUGUGUGUGUGUGUGUGUGUGUGUG